AUGCGUCAAGAUUCAUUCAUUGUUCGACCAGUAAACCCUCAAGCAAACUCAAACUUUUUAUCGAUACUAUGUUUUUGGUACACAAUCAACAUUUUCAAUAAGGCUAAAAGAGGUGACCUUAACGAAGAUGAUCUUACACAACCUUUGGAUGAGCAUCAAUCGUCACAUUUAGGAGAAAAACUUGCAAUACUUUGGUCUAAAGAAGUGAUUAAAGCCAAAGAGAAACGCAAAACACCAAGGCUUCAUUUAGUACUGUACAGAUGUUUCAAAUGGCAAAUCGUAGGAUUCUCAAUAACAGCAGUGAUUUUGGAAAUGUUUGUCAGAAUAUCUCAACCUCUCUUUUUAAAACUUUUGUUAAGAUACUACUCUACAGAUAAUUUGGAAAAAUUGAUAAGUCAAACACAAGUAUCCAAAUACACAUACCUAACCAGAAUUAUAUUCAUUUAUGAUGAGGAUCAAGGUCCUAUCUCUAAAAAUGAAGCCAUUUUCUUCACUUUGGGAGUUAUUCUUUCAAGUUGGAUGAGUAUUGGAAUAGGUCAUCCCUACUUGAUGGGCAUAAUGCAUCUUGGAAUGAAAAUGAGAAUCGCUUGUUGUUCCUUGGUUUACAGAAAAGCUCUGAGAGUGAAACUAGAGUUAGCUGGUGUAAACUUGAUGGGCAACGUGAUAAAUCUACUUUCUAACGAUGUUAAUCGUUUUGACAAUGGAAUCAUGUUCCUGCCCUACACUUGGCUCUGUCCUUUACAAAUAGCCUUUGUCACAUAUUUUAUGUACAUGGAGAUGGGUCAUGCCGGAGUUUAUGGGAUACUUGUACUCAUAAGCGUAAUUCCUAUCCAGAUGUGGUUAGCUGUUAGGGUUAUGACUCUGAGACAUCAGACCGCUCUCAAAACAGAUGAAAGAGUGAGAGAAACUAAUGAAAUGAUACAAGCUAUUCAGGUUCUGAAAAUGUACACUUGGGAAGACGUUUUCAUGAAAAUCAUUAACAGAAGCAGAAUGGAAGAAAUGAAUCUAGUUAAGCAAAUGGGUUACAUAAAGGGCGUGCUUAUGUCGUUCAUCAUUUUUUCUUUUCGAUUUUCCAUAUUUGUGACAGUCAUCGCUUACGUUUGGUCUGACGGGGACAUAACUGCCGAAAAAGUAUUCGUUAUUACCGCAUUCCUCCUUAUCUUACGCCAAACUGUGACUAUAUAUUAUCCACAAACUCUGGCUCAAGGUGCAGAACUCAUAGUUUCCCUACAUCGCCUAGAGAAUUUUCUUAGCCUACCGGAAUCUUCGGUAGGAGAUCCCACGCCCCUAAGACCAAACUAUUACCAAGAAAUUGAAGAUGGAUUCUUGAGACCUAGAAAAGUGUCAUCCUAUUCCGAAAACACUUUCCUUAGGACCGUCGGAGCUUCUGUUAAAAUAGACGGUGAUGUAAUUUUGAAGGAUAUCAAUUUGGAAGUUGAUCCAGGUGUGUUGACGGUUGUUAUUGGUCCUGUAGGUGCUGGAAAAAGUAGCUUGCUAUAUCUACUGCUUGGGGAACUAUCAUAUUUCGAAGGAAAAGUGGAAGUCAACGGAGUAAUAUCAUAUUCCUCUCAAGAGCCGUGGCUUUUCUCAGGAACAAUCAGACAGAAUAUCUUGUUUGGAAGAAAAUUUGAAAGAGUACGUUAUGAAGAAGUUUGUUAUGUAUGUGCCCUCAUUACAGACUUUAAGUUGUUUCCUCUGGGAGAUAAAACAUUUGUAGGUGAAAAGGGUGCCUCCCUUAGUGGAGGACAAAGAGCUAGAGUCAAUUUAGCUAGAGCAAUCUACAAAGAAGCAGAUAUUUAUUUACUUGAUGAUCCUCUAUCUGCAGUCGACGCUCAUGUAGGAAAACAUUUAUUUGAAGAAUGUAUUAGUGGAUACUUAUCAGAAAAAAUUGUGGUUUUGGUAACCCAUCAGUUGCAAUACCUGGAAGAUGUUGAACAAAUUGUUUUGAUGAAGGAUGGCGUCAUUGAAUUAAAAGCAGAUUAUGAUCAUAUGAAAGAUUCUGGUUUGGAUUUUUCUCUACUUAUGUUAGAGCAACUGACCCUGACAGACGAUAGAAUACACCGUCCAUCAAAAAGCAAAAGAUCUGUUUUACUUAAAAUAGUGGCAGAAAUUUCAAGGAGAAGCAUAGCAGUUGCUACUUUCAUUGAUAAAGAAAAUCAAAAUCCUCCAAUGCCAAAAAUUACUAGAGAAAUACACAGACUUGGUGGAGUUGGUUGGCCUGUUUAUAAAGAAUAUUUGACAGCUGGGUCUAGUGGUUUAGGGAAUUUUUGCAUGUUUUUUCUGUUCGUCUUCACCCAGAUAAUUGCAAGUAUUUCCGAUUAUUACCUUUCAAUGUGGAUCAAUUUGGAAGAGGCACAAAUUAAAGCAGAAAAUGUAUCUUGGACAACUCGGAGCACUCACAUAUACAUAUAUUCCUGUAUCAUUUCCGUUUGUAUAGUCAUUGCAAUAUUGAGAUCUAUACAUUUCUUCUACCUAUGUACGAAAGCUUCAUUGAACUUACAUAAUAAUAUGUUCCGAGGGGUUGUAGAAACUAGAAUGAAUUUCUUUUACAGUCAUAACUCUGGUGAAAUUCUGAACACAUUUUCUAAGGACCUUGGUGCGAUUGAUGAAGUUCUUCCCAUCUCUCUAAUAGAUACCUUUCAGAUUUUUUUAAACCUCUUUGGAGUAAUUAUAGUUGUUGCAAUUGUAAAUCCAUACUUCAUGAUACCAACAGUUUUAAUUUGCCUCAUAUUUUAUUUUAUGAGAAAUUUUUAUUUAACAAUCAGCAACAACAUCAAAAGACUGGAAGAUGUUACUAAAAGCCCUGUAUUCUCCCACAUAAAUUCCACCCUGCAAGGAAUAGCAACCAUCCGAUCAAAUGGAGCUGAAAAAAUUCUGACAUCAGAGUUUGACAAACAUCAAGAUAUACAUAGUAGUGCAUGGUUCACAUACAUCGCAACAGCUAGAGCUUUUGGUUAUUGGUUGGACCUUUUGUGUGUUGUUUAUAUAAGUAUCGUAGCUUUCAGUUUCUUAUUUAUGUCUAUGGAAGGCAGUUUCGUUGGUUUAGCAAUAACCCAGACCAUCAGUCUAACCGGACUGUUUCAAUGGGGUUUGCGUCAAUCCGUAGAUGUUGAGAAUCAAAUGGUUUCAGUUGAUAGAGUCUUGGACUAUAUAAAAUUAGAUCAGGAGCCAAAUUUGAAAUCGACACCAGCUGAACAACCGCCCUCAGAAUGGCCUGCAACUGGAACCAUUGAAUUCUCCCAUGUUUUCAUGAAGUACGGGCCGCAGGGCGCUCAUGUCCUCAGAGACGUCACUUUUCUUAUACAAGACAAAGAAAAAAUCGGUAUAGUUGGUAGAACUGGCGCAGGGAAAUCGUCACUGAUUGCAACUCUCUUCAAACUGGCGUAUUUUUAUGGAGAGGUAAGAAUAGAUAAUUUGGACAUAAGUCAGUUGAGUUUGCACGAUUUGCGAAGGAAAAUUUCUAUAAUUCCCCAGGAGCCGGUUCUCUUUAAUGGAACGUUGCAGUAUAACUUAGAUCCUUUCAGCGAGUUCGAUACAAACUGGAUAAUGAAGGUUCUAACUGACCUUGAAAAUAAGGAUGCAUUAAAUCACGGUAAGGAUUGCCUACGACACAUGAUUAUAGAGGGUGGGAUUAACGUCAGUAUUGGCCAAAGACAGAUAAUUUGUUUGGCUAGGGCUUUAUUGAGGAAUAAUAGAAUAAUUGUCAUGGACGAAGCAACUGCUAAUAUUGAUGCGAAAACUGAUAAAUUCAUACAGUCCAUUAUCAGAACUAAAUUUUCAAAUUGUACUGUUCUCACCAUAGCACAUAGACUCCAUACAAUAAUGGAUUUGGACAAGGUAUUAGUAAUGGAUGCGGGACAAGUAGCUGAAUUUGAUCACCCCCAUAUUCUUCUACAAAAUCCUGACGGGAUUUUCACAGGUAUGGUUGAAAAAACCGGCGAGCACAUGGCCGAAAGUUUAAAAAAAAUUGCUAAAGGAACUUUUGAAGCCAAAAUAAAAACGGAUUGAAUCUUAUAAGUUUAGGAUGUCAGGAAGUCAUAUCAAUAAAGUUAUUGAUGGAUGUGACACUAGAUAAUUUCAAAUAAAAAUUUGUUUUUGAAUUUCAAUACAUUCCUCUUGAUAUUAUCAAUCUGUUCACCUCAUUACAAAAAGUUUUCAAAUGUUUUAUUGGCCUGAAUUAGUUUAAGAGUUAAUGAAUUCAGUGUUAGUGUACAUAAAAACAGAAAUAUUUAUUCUUUUAUUGUUAUUCAAUAAUUUCAGAAUUUUUGUUGUGGUAUAUUUUGAGUUAAAGGUAAUCACAUAUCAUCACAUAUUAGGCAAUAUGCGUUUAUAGAAAUAUGAACCUAAAUAGAACAUACUAGAAUGAUAAGCUUGGUAUUAAUGUUCAAUGUUGUACAGGGUGUUCUUUUCAAAUUCAUCUUCUGAUUAAUGUCAAACUAACAUAUCUUACUGAGCAAAGAUAUUUUAGUUAUGGAAAAAAUUACAACUUAAAAAAAUUAUUGCUUAUAUUCUAUGAAGUUGAAUUUGAACAAUAAUGAAAUAAAUUGUUGAAUUUUACAUUUGUUUAGUGAAAUUGUAAAUGGAAGAGCUCGCAAUAUUAGAAAAUAUUUUUCCUACAUUUUAAAGUUGGGAAUUGAUAUACGUCAAAUAUCUAAAUAACUCCACCCAAAUAAGACAAGAAACAUUUCGAUACUGAAGACUCUCUCAGUCGGAUUAUUUAAUAGAGCUAGGUCAUUCCGGGCCAUCUAGCCGUAGUCGUAACGGUUUUUUACCUAACGACUCGCCUAGAACUGCUAUAGGUAUGUUCAGAGUUUUCUCGGUCGUAGAUUGGAGAAAUCCCCAGAGGAAAACCUCGGAAGAUGUCCAUCGCAGUUUUAGGUGAAUCGUUAGAUAAAAAAACAAUUAGGGCAGGUUCACAUGACAAGCGCUCAACGCGUGUUUUUACAACGUACAUAUAUGCGCAUGCAUUUUAUUCAAAGCGUAUACAUGCUAACGCGCGAUUUUAUGAAACGCCCAUUGGACGCUGGGAAUAGAGUACAUGUAUUUGUGAACGCGCGUUGAGCGCCUGUUAUGUGAACCUGCUCUUAGAGUACGGCUAGAAAGCAUUUAAUUUGGACAAACGAUAUGUUUCAAUAAUUAACAAUUUUUUUAUGAAGCUCUUCAUAUCCAUUUUUAUUUCUACAUUUUUCAUUGUUAUCUUCACUACUUUGCUAUCAUGAAAAAAAAUCACCUAAGAAUUUUUUUUUUUCAAAAAAUUUACCAAACUAUAGUGUUCAUUUUUGCACUAUGAGAACAUUUGAAAUUAUGCAUAUCCAGAAAAAAGUUAAAUGUGAAAUAGUUAAUGCUCUAUAUGGUACUAAUUGUGUUAUUAAUUUUACUGUGUGAACAUGAGGUAUUUCAUCGAAUAAUUUAAAAGUUUCAUUUUAUUUGAAAUUGUCAUCUUAUGCAGUUUUUCAUCAUACAGAUCAAUUUCUGUUCCAAAUAUUUCCUAAAUCAAUUGUUUUGUAGAUAGUAAUAAAUUUAUAUAAAUUAAAUUUGAUAAAAUACUUUAUGCUAUUUACCUCCAAGAGUAUUGUUUGGUGCCAUUUUUGUACAUAUUUUGUCUAUAUGAAUGUUAUCUCAAUGUGAUGUUCUCCAUCCAAUAAGAGUAAUAUUUACAAAAUCAUUUGUGUUCGUCAUUGUUUUUAAAACUUAUAAUACCAAAAAUCAUGAAGUGACAAUAAAUAUAUUGACUUGAA
Messenger RNA from Harmonia axyridis, 5738 nucleotides. RefSeq names its product probable multidrug resistance-associated protein lethal(2)03659. The coding region runs from base 1 to 4008 and encodes 1335 amino acids. The transcript has a single exon. Gene Ontology annotation, cellular component: membrane. Lineage: Eukaryota; Metazoa; Arthropoda; Insecta; Coleoptera; Coccinellidae. Gene Ontology annotation, biological process: transmembrane transport. The record is from RefSeq and is a predicted model, not a curated record. Gene Ontology annotation, molecular function: ABC-type transporter activity; ATP binding; ATP hydrolysis activity.